Messenger RNA from Strigops habroptila (Kakapo), 3689 nucleotides. It is a transcript of the gene TCEANC, whose product is annotated as transcription elongation factor A N-terminal and central domain containing. The record is from RefSeq and is a predicted model, not a curated record. Lineage: Eukaryota; Metazoa; Chordata; Aves; Psittaciformes; Psittacidae. The coding region runs from base 2197 to 3318 and encodes 373 amino acids. Gene Ontology annotation, cellular component: nucleus. The transcript has 2 exons. Gene Ontology annotation, biological process: DNA-templated transcription.
UUUGUUUUUCCCUUCCCUCAAAUUUUGAACAUUAUGAACAGCUCCUUAGGAUUGUGGGGUUGUCAGAGAAGUAGAGCUGUGGGUUAAAACAUUAUCUUUGUUCUGCAGCUGACCUAUUGAACCAGUUUAGGAAGGUCAUUUCACCCUGUAAGCUUUACUUCUGUCAUCUGAGAACUAGAGAGAAUGAUAAAUAUUUGUAGAUGACCUGGAGUAUUUUUAAUGCCUACCUUUCAAUUCUUACAUAACUUAUAUUUCAGUCAGUGAUUCUGCUUAUCUGACACAGCACAAAACUCAAAAAUGCCUUGUCAGUGGGCACUCAGAGAUCUGGCAGCUGUCUUGGGUAUUGCAGACUUCCACUAUUCUUUGUACAAAGCAACAAAAUAAAGCAUACACAUACCUGGAGGCUUUGCCAUCCUACCACAAACACCAAAACCCUGUUUUACAGCAGGAACAUUAGAGUUCAAGGAACAGGAGUCUGAGCAGUAAAGAACUCAGGCUUGCUAUACCGAAGUUCCCAGUGAACUUUGGCUAGAAAAUACACUUCAGUAUUACCACUGCAUCAGUAAUUUCUUUUUUAUCCCUAUAAGAACAUGAAAAACAUGUUUUCUACAGUUGUCUGAAGAAAUCAUGUUGAGUGAUUAGAGAAUUUUCUGCUUGACAUCCAGACUUAAUAUGAAAUGCUAUGCACGGUUUCCAGUAUUAAAGAAGAGCUCUGCCUCAUCUAUUGAAGGAAGCCAGCAGUAGUAAAGUGAGCCAUUUCAUAAAUGCAUAUGUUAUUUAGAAGUUGAGGAAUCUCUGAUUAAUUUCUCAUCCUGUAAAAUAAUGGUCUCUGUCAACCUUGGUGAUAAAUCCAAUCCUUGCUUUAUUUAUAGGUCAAAAAAUACACACUUUUGUUUUGUUUUGUUUUUCCACCACACUGCCUUUUAAUUUGGAAGGUGAGAUUAAAUUUAUGAUUGAGUAGUUAACCUAGUGUUUCAGAUCUAUGUAUUACUUUUCAUAUUGAAGGAUCUUAAGAUCCUUUGCAAACUAGGUACACGCAGCAAAGCCAGUACCAUUCCAAGAAUGCUUUCUCCAUAUAAACCUUUCUAUUGUCACUGAUAAAGAUGUAUUUAUUACCUUUAUUUAGCGGUUUCUCUGCUGGCUGUUUCUUAUGCGUCUGCCAGUUACCGGUGAAUAUCGUGCUCCAUUGAAAUAAUUAAUUAUGGAUUUGGUUCUGGUUUUGUCAUAUAUUUUGAUAACUUUUUUUUUUCUGUUAUUUUCACCUAGGUUUGCUUGAUAAGUUUGAAAGGAGUCACUUGGUCAUACCUCUUUGCUACAUGUUGUAGAUGUUGAGGAAAGCAUUCCCUUACAAGUGAUUGUUUUGACUUAAAUGUGAAUUGUCUGUUAGGUGGUUGAAUUUCCAAAAUUAUUUUGAAAUCGUUGUUUAUAUUUUGAUGUCCAUAUUCUGUUUUCAGUUUGUUUAUGUAAUUGUUGGCAUAACGUUUAUGUACUUGAAUUUAAUGUUGCAUAAACUUGAAAAGGUCAAUGCAUGACUAAGAAGAUCUCAAAAUUUAUAAUAAUUCAUUGCCUUAGUAUACAUUUGGAAAAAGUCCUAAAGUAGAACAUAUAUACUGCAUUUAACCCACUCUAAACCAGCCUUUUAUAUAUCUGUUAGAGGGUUAAAAAAUGAAAAACUAAACCAGGAUGUCUUAGAUCUGCCUAUUAGGGAAAAAGCGUCUUAGUGUGGGGUGAUGAAUUAGCAUGCAUCAGCUCCUUCUGAGUAGCUGUAGGUGUCCAGUAAGUGUAAGGUAACUCACUGAGUGUGUGGCAGAAUAGCUGCAUUCUCACUGCAGAUGCCAGUGUGUGGGCUCCAGGUCUUCUCAGAGUUUUUGUGUUAGUCACCCCAACUGUCAAUGCCUACUCAUAGCUGUGGAGCCAAAGGAGUCUUUUUCAGCCAUAUAAUUUUCUUGUGUGAGAUUAGCCACAGAAAUGGGCUAAAAAAAAAUGUUUUCACCUUGCCACCCUGGUGGGCUGCCUAGGAUCAGUGGAUAACCAUGAGCAGGGACCACUACCAUAAAGCAGAUGUUCUCCAUGGACUUUAUGCAUAAUUUCUUAUAUAUGGAUCUUCACCCUGAACUAUAAGAGAGAAAACUUUCUAGGAAGCACAGUCCUCUAUGAAAGACCAAAACACCUGACCUUCGGCCAGGAUAAAAGCAUAUGAAUGGACUAAUUACCAGCAGAGCACUUUGUUUCAAAAUGUCUGACCAGAAAAAUAUUGUACACAGAGCCCAUUGUAUUGAAAAACUACUGUCUGAGAACACUUUCCAAGAUAUUGAGGAUCAUCUUAAAGAACUUGAAGAUGUCAAUAUGACUACAGAGUAUCUUCAGGGAACGGGAGUUGCCAAGGCUGUAUACAGAGUACUCAAGAGCUGCCCUUCAGCAGAGUUAAAAAAGAAAGCAAAGCAGUUACUGUCAAGGUGGAAAGCACUUUACAAAAAUAACUGUGUUCAAUCAAUCCAAGUUAAAAAGUCAGAUUUUGUGUAUGUGAAAAAGGAAAUUGAAUAUCUUAGCGUGGUUCCUAGAGAACAAUCACUGUCUGAAGGACCAUGUCAGCAGGAGGCAUUAGAUGCUUCUAGUUCUAAAAUGUUGGUCCCGUCACAAACUGUUAAAAAUGUAGUACGUAACGAGGCAGAAGGCAGCAUGAAUCAGCUUUCUUCUUCUGAGGAACAUCACACUGAUAGUGAAGAUUCUAAACCUCUUCUUAACCAAGCAAGUCCGCAGCAGGAUCCAGUAAGAGCUCUGAGAUGUAAAUGUACGGAUCUUCUUUAUAAAUCUUUGACUGGUUCUGCCAAAGACAAAGAAGAAACUGAUAAAUGGCUAGAGCUAGCUAAAGAAAUCGAAGAACGUAUUUUUGAUCUUCAUGCUAAAAAUGACAAAAAGUAUAAAAAUUGCAUCAGAAGCAAAAUCGCUAACCUGAAGAACCCUAAAAGUUGCCACUUAAAACAUAACCUUUUUUCAGGGACUUUGAGUCCAAAGGCUUUUGCUGAGAUGACAGUGAUGGAAAUGGCCAGCGAUGAACUGAAACAGCUGAGGGCUCUGUACACUGAAUCAUCUGUUCAAGAACAUCAGCUUCCACAAGUUAUUAAUGGCACACAGACAAACAAAAUAAAGUGUAGGCGUUGUGAAAAAUUUGAUUGCACUGUCACUAUGAUCACCAGAGGAACUCUCUUUCUUCCAGGUUGGGUGAGAAACACAAAUCCAGAUGAACAAAUGUUGACUUAUGUUAUUUGUAAUGAAUGUGGAGAACAGUGGUAUCACAGCAGAUGGAUUUGUUUGUAAUGCCAUCCCUCUUUAAUAAGCAGUUUAGAAACAGAUGUGAGAUGGUAUCUCAGUUGAAACUGUGUAAUUUAAAAUUUUUUUAUUGAUACUAUGUAGAUACUGCCAGUAAAAAGUGAAGAAACAGGUUUUAAAAGUUGCUAAGUUAUUUUUGAAGAUUACUUGAAUAAAUCUAUGUGGUUUUAAGUAAUGUCAAUAUGUAAAGAAAUAAAGAAUGUAAUAGUGUAUCUGAGAGUGGAAUAUUCACUGGUAAAUCCAUUAAAAAUAUUCCAGGUGCUGCAGGUUUUUUCCAUAGAUGCUGAGUACAUGUGAUUUUCAUUGUCUUCAGCAGGAGUUCUUUCACAGAAGGUAAGUUUCAUUUACAAUCAACAAAC